GUAACCUGGUUGGUGACAGCCUUGUUGUAGAUUUGAUUGAUCGAAAUUUAGAUAGACCAGAGUGUAGACAAGGAUUCUUAUUAGAUGGUUUCCCACGAACAGUUCCUCAAGCUGAAAAAUUGGACAGUCUUCUAGAAAAACGRAAAACACAGUUGGACUCUGUGAUUGAGUUUAACAUAAGUGACAGUUUAUUGGUACGCCGUAUAACAGGGCGUUUGAUUCACCCUGCUAGCGGUCGAUCUUAUCACGAUGAAUUCCAUCCCCCAAAAGUUAAUAUGAAAGAUGAUGUAACUGGCGAGUCUUUGAUACGUCGCGCUGAUGAUAAUGUGGAUGCUCUAAAAAAGCGUCUUGAAUCAUAUCACAAACAAACAUCUCCAUUGAUAGAUUAUUAUCAGAAAAAAGGAAUUCAUUCUAAAGUUGAUGCCUCUAAGAGUUCUGAUGAAGUUUUCAAAAUGGUAGAAGAUAUAUUUUUGCGUUGUUCAAGUUCAUCAAAAAAAGACAGAGUAAUAUUUGUUUGAAUCAUUCCAAUUUUGAGUUUUAAUGUUUGAGGUUUUCAAAAUGUUGGACGUACAAAAUCAUACUGUUUUCCAUUUUCUCAAUAACUUUAGUAAUUAUAAUUAUAAUAAAAUGAUCUGAAAUUGUAAAUCUUUUUUAAUAGAAAAUGGUAUAUUA
Messenger RNA from Diuraphis noxia (Russian wheat aphid), 672 nucleotides. It is a transcript of the gene Ak2, whose product is annotated as Adenylate kinase 2. Gene Ontology annotation, biological process: ADP biosynthetic process. NCBI's taxonomy places the organism in Eukaryota, Metazoa, Arthropoda, Insecta, Hemiptera, Aphididae. Gene Ontology annotation, molecular function: ATP binding; AMP kinase activity. The record is from RefSeq and is a predicted model, not a curated record.